AUGGCAUUAGUAAACUUGGAAAAAUUAAUGUAUAAACUUGUUAUUCAGGAGUUUACGACAUAUUAUUCAUUGGAUGAAUGCCUGAUGUUAUGUCGUAUGCGAAGUAUGAUCAAGUACUGCGGUUGUGUUAAUCCACCAUGGCCAAGUGAUCUCAUAAACGGAAGCAUUUGCAAUUUACUUGACCUUCCAUGUCUGACAAGGUGGAAAAGUGUCUGGUAUGGCUGGAAAAGUUUUGAUUAUGUUAAUAAACAGCAGAACUCAAAGGAACUAUUUGAGUUUGAAAACUGUGGUUUUUGUUUACCCACUUGUAGUGGUGUGAAAUUUAAAAUCAGCGUAAAUGAUUUGCCACUUCGAAAUGUUAUAAGCAAUUCUGGCGAUUAUUAUAGUCAUGGUAUACUAGAGGGACUAACAAACGAUCAACCGCUAGCAGUCAUUAAAUUAUUUUUUGCGAAACGUUAUGCCCAGGCAACUGAAACGACUGUUGUUAGCGAUUGGAUCGGUAUGGCGAAACAAAUACUUGCAGCCGACUAUGGAUCAGAUUUAUCAUCUGUUAAAGAAGAAUUGGAUAGUCAACAACAUGAACACAAAAUUAUCGAUAAAUUUCACUCUAAAAUUAUUUACGACGCCAAAUGUCUACGCUUUGUGGAUUGGCUUAUAGAGGCACGUCCAUCUUUCUCACCACCACGACGAGACUUACGUCCACCAGACAGUGACCCAGGAGCAACACAGUAUUAUAGCCAUAGACUCGAUGCACUAAAUAUAAAAUACGAUAGAUUAUUAGAACAAUUAUCGCAGAGGCUUAAAACAGCUAUCGAAGUAAAUGGCAGCGAUGGCUUGCUUGUCUUUAGACCAACUGUCAUGACUGGCAUAUUGGCAAAACUGUCAAAGGAUUUAUACACUCAUACCCAGAGCCCCAGAGCCCCAGAGUUGUCCUCAGUACCGACAACAAUUGGCGAAUCUCAACAGUACAACUGUGUUACUCCCGAUAAUUAUUAUGGCUAUUGUGUUCUCCUGAGUUAUUGUCCUCAAAUUGCAAACAUAUUUCAGACAACAAAUCGACGUGUUGCCGAGCAGUAUAUUAUUGGGCUACAAAGAAGCUGCGGUACACGUAAUGUAAAUGGUGAUCCAGUGGUGUGCUGUACAAGACCACAACAACAACAACAACAACAGCAACAAAAUAUCAGAACAACGCCAAAUCCAGUAACUCAACCAACAAAUCCAUUUUUUCCAACAGGUCGACCAAUAACACAGGCACCAAUAACGCAAGCACCAAUAACACAACCUCCGACCACAACAACAACAACCACACCACAGCCAAUAACAUCGGCACCACUUAUUGAACCAAAAGGUACCUACUGUCGUGGUCCUGAUAUACGCGAAGGUUCAUGCAUAGAUCUUAAGAACUGCCAGGAACUUGUGAAUGAACUUUAUGCUAAGCAGAAUGAUCAAACAUUUGCAAAUUUCUUACGUGCAUCAAAUCGUAUUUGUGGAGCUACUGGUAGCAUUGUCUGUUGCCCAACUGGCACAAGUCAGCAGUUAACAACUACUGCAACACCCAGAGUGAACAGCAAUGAAAUACCAACACGUUUACCGACAGUGACUGAAGGUUGUGGUUACACCGCAAGUUCCUAUAAAAAGAUUGUGGGUGGUGAAGUGAGCAAGAAAGGUGCUUGGCCGUGGAUAGCUUUGCUUGGUUAUAACGAUGAGUUAUCUUCAUCUCCUUUCAAGUGUGGUGGCACACUCAUUACGGCUAGACAUGUGAUAACAGCAGCACAUUGUAUACGUAGUGAUUUGAGUUUUGUGAGAUUAGGUGAACAUGAUUUAUCUACCGACACUGAAACUAAGCACGUCGAUAUUCCUAUUGUUAAACAAGUGGUAAACACGGACUAUAAUAAACGUAACGGUCACAGUGACAUUGCACUACUAUAUCUUGAACGAAAUGUGGAA
Messenger RNA from Teleopsis dalmanni, 1947 nucleotides. RefSeq lists its product as uncharacterized. Gene Ontology annotation, cellular component: membrane. NCBI's taxonomy places the organism in Eukaryota, Metazoa, Arthropoda, Insecta, Diptera, Diopsidae. Gene Ontology annotation, biological process: sodium ion transport; proteolysis. The record is from RefSeq and is a predicted model, not a curated record. The transcript is spliced from 12 exons. The annotation marks the transcript as partial. Gene Ontology annotation, molecular function: serine-type endopeptidase activity; sodium channel activity.